CCUGCACGAUAAAUCUUGGUCGACAGCGUGGCUGUUGGCCACGGACCUGGACUCCCCUGUGGCUUUCUAAGUGGAGAGCGUUUGGUGUGCGUUGUCCCAGCCUGCGGCUUGCAUCAUGCCGGCGUUGUCAACAGGAUCCGGUAGUGACACAGGUCUGUAUGAGCUGUUGGCUGCCUUGCCAGCCCAGCUGCAGCCACAUGUGGAUAGCCAGGAAGACCUGACCUUCCUCUGGGACAUGUUUGGUGAAAAAAGCCUGCAUUCACUGGUAAAGAUUCAUGAAAAACUCCACUACUAUGAGAAGCAGAACCCCGUGCCCAUCCUCCACGGCGCAGCGGUCUUGGCCGAUGAUCUGGCCGAAGAGCUUCAGAACAAGCCAUUAAACAGUGAGAUCAGAGAGCUGUUGAAACUGCUGUCAAAACCCAAUGUGAAGGCUUUGCUCUCUGUACACGAUACUGUGGCUCAGAAGAAUUACGAUCCGGUAUUACCUCCUAUGCCUGAUGAUAUCGAUGAUGAGGAAGAUUCCGUAAAAAUCAUUCGUCUGGUCAAAAAUAGAGAACCGCUGGGAGCCACCAUUAAGAAAGACGAGCAGACGGGGGCCAUUAUUGUGGCCAGAAUCAUGAGAGGAGGAGCUGCAGACAGAAGUGGUCUUAUUCAUGUUGGUGAUGAACUUAGGGAAGUGAAUGGGAUUCCAGUUGAAGAUAAAAGGCCUGAAGAAAUAAUUCAGAUUUUGGCUCAGUCUCAGGGAGCAAUUACAUUUAAGAUUAUACCCAGCAUCAAAGAGGAGACGCCGUCUAAGGAAGGCAAGAUGUUUAUCAAAGCCCUCUUUGACUAUGACCCUAAUGAGGAUAAAGCGAUUCCAUGUAAGGAAGCUGGGCUUUCUUUCAAAAAGGGAGAUAUCCUUCAGAUUAUGAGCCAAGAUGAUGCAACAUGGUGGCAAGCGACACAUGAAGGUGAUGCCAAUCCCAGGGCAGGCUUGAUUCCCUCAAGGCAUUUCCAGGAAAGGAGAUUGGCUCUGAGACGACCAGAAAUAUUAGUUCAGCCCUUGAAAGUUUCCAACAGGAAAUCAUAUGUGGAAACAGUUGAGUGUGAGGAAAUUAAAGAAGAUGCUGAAUAUGCUGGUAGCCACAGUGGAACCUAUAUAGCUGGUUUUAGGAGAAGUUUCCGUCUUAGUAGAAAAGAUAAGAAAACAAAUAAGUCCAUGUAUGAAUGCAAGAAGAGUGACCAGUACGAUACAGCUGAUGUGCCUACAUAUGAGGAAGUGACACCCUAUCGGCGGCAAACUAAUGAAAAAUACAGACUUGUUGUCUUGGUUGGUCCCGUAGGAGUAGGUUUGAAUGAACUGAAACGAAAACUGCUCAUCAGUGACACACAACACUACGGUGUGACAGUGCCCCACACUACCAGAGCAAGAAGAAGCCAGGAGAGUGACGGUGUGGAAUAUAUUUUCAUUUCCAAGCAUUUGUUUGAGACAGAUGUACAAAAUAACAAGUUUAUUGAAUAUGGGGAAUAUAAAAACAAUUACUACGGCACAAGUAUUGACUCAGUUCGUUCUGUCCUGGCGAAAAACAAAGUUUGUUUGUUGGACGUGCAGCCUCACACAGUGAAACACUUAAGGACCCUAGAAUUUAAGCCCUACGUGAUAUUUAUAAAGCCUCCAUCAAUAGAGCGUUUGAGGGAGACAAGGAAAAAUGCAAAGAUUAUCUCAAGCAGAGAUGACCAGGGUGCUGCAAAGCCCUUUACAGAAGACGACUUUCAGGAAAUGAUUAAAUCUGCACAGAUAAUGGAAAGUCAAUAUGGCCAUCUUUUUGACAAAAUUAUAGUAAAUGAUGACCUCACCGUGGCAUUCAAUGAGCUAAAGACAACUUUUGACAAGUUAGAGACAGAAACCCACUGGGUUCCAGUGAGCUGGUUACAUUCAUAACUAAGGGAGGUCCUAUGAGCAUCUUUUCUGCAGAGUGCAUGAUGGAAUCAGUUACCAUUUUGGUGGUAGGGUUUUUUUUUUAAUCUAUAUCACUGUUGUAGAUGUGCAAUCUUGGUUAAAACUGAAUGCUGGUUUUGUUUGUAUCUUUUUGCAGCCUUAUUUCAAACACAAUAUUUGAGUAUAAGAUCCAAAAUCAAAAUCCACACAGCACCGUAUUCUGAGCAGAGCUUUGAACCUUCUGAUUGUCUUUAACAUGCAGUUCUAGCUCCAAGAUGAGGUUGGACGUUUUAGAGAGAAAUAGCUAGAGAAUAGAUAUUGGAGUUCAGUGCUUCAGUUGGUCUCAGACGUGGGCCCUGCCAUCAAGUUUGUGGGUUAGCAGUUGAAAGGUAUUAAGUUAGCAGCCUUGAACAGCUCCAAAGAAACAGGACAUCUUUGCUCUUCUUUGGAUGGGUCAUUAUAGAUUUACCGAGGCUAACAGUAAGGCAUCCCCUUAUUAUUUUAAAGUGCAACCUUUUUCUUACAUAUAUACAAUAUAUUCACAGUGGCCUUCGUGUUAUAGCUUGAGAAGGCCUUUUUAUGACUACAUAUCAGUGACUCAAAUGUUUAAGAAGGGAAGAUGGACUUUUAAAAAUGAUUAUAUCCGUAACUAAAAGCCUUUCCUUAUGUAUUAAUCUUUAUCAGGAUGGUAAUAUCUUGGGGCAAGUAACGAUUAUAAAGGACGUUUUUAUUUGUCAAUCCUCAAACAGGAGUUCUAGAGUCACCAAAGAGGUGAUUCUAGCUGGCUUUGGAUUUUCCCAAUAAAUUGUAAGAAUGUGAUACCUAUUCUAAAAGUAGAU
Messenger RNA from Leopardus geoffroyi (Geoffroy's cat), 2757 nucleotides. It is a transcript of the gene MPP7, whose product is annotated as MAGUK p55 scaffold protein 7. Gene Ontology annotation, biological process: protein localization to adherens junction. Gene Ontology annotation, molecular function: protein binding. Gene Ontology annotation, cellular component: plasma membrane; cell-cell junction. The record is from RefSeq and is a predicted model, not a curated record. NCBI's taxonomy places the organism in Eukaryota, Metazoa, Chordata, Mammalia, Carnivora, Felidae. The coding region runs from base 116 to 1921 and encodes 601 amino acids. The transcript is spliced from 19 exons.